AUGAACAUAAACGUAUCGGAUCUGACGGAUAUAGCGCUCCAGAUCAUGGGCUACAAAAUGUACGAUCCGAACGGCAUUCCAGUCGAUGCGCUGGAUGCGAUCGUAAAGUAUCAGCCUGCAAAGGAGAACACCGGCAAGGCGAAAAGUGCGAAGCGGAAAGUGUCCAACACACCGACACAAACCCAGGAACAGUUCCUGGUACAGUUCGGGCUGCCCAACUUUGACACCGUGCUGGAGAACCCGAAACAGUACGUCGAGUCGCAGAUGGCCACAUUUUCCCAGCAACAGCAGGAACGCUUGGUAACGAUGCGUACGGAGGAUGAUGUCGUGAAAUCGUCGCUGAAAACAUUGCGCGCAGCAAUCGGGAGACAGGUCGCUAGGGAGAAGCCAGUGUUAACGCAUAAAAUGAACAAAAUCUACUCGGCGCUAUGUCAGGCGGAUAAGGCGGAACUGCUAGCCCGUACGCAAUAUGAUGUUAACGUAGCGGAUCACGUUCUGCUGAAGCAAGGGAUAUUGUUACACGAGUUCAACAUGCUGCUGCAGCUGCUGAAACAGAUCAUGGAGGACCUGUCCGACAACUAUUCCCAUUAUGAUUUUGCCUUUUAUUUGCUACAGAAACUGUACGAACAAAUGUAA
Anopheles marshallii is the source of this 636-nucleotide messenger RNA. RefSeq lists its product as uncharacterized. The record is from RefSeq and is a predicted model, not a curated record. The transcript has 2 exons. Lineage: Eukaryota; Metazoa; Arthropoda; Insecta; Diptera; Culicidae. Bases 1 to 636 code for a protein of 211 amino acids.